This is a messenger RNA of Nicotiana attenuata, 3462 nucleotides long. RefSeq lists its product as uncharacterized. NCBI's taxonomy places the organism in Eukaryota, Viridiplantae, Streptophyta, Magnoliopsida, Solanales, Solanaceae. The record is from RefSeq and is a predicted model, not a curated record. Gene Ontology annotation, molecular function: transposase activity; DNA binding. Gene Ontology annotation, biological process: DNA transposition. Bases 1 to 1671 code for a protein of 556 amino acids. The transcript is spliced from 3 exons.
AUGCGGUUAAUAGAGGGAGAACCUGCCCAAUAUGNGUUUAUAGCAACAGUCUUAGAAGAAGAGGAAGAUAGUGAAUCUGAAUCUGAAUCUGCCCCUGCUCAUGAACCUACCCCUUCCCCUUCCCCUUCCCCUUCUCCUUCUCCUGAACCUGCUCCUGCCCCUGCACUUUCAAGAGAACAAGAGAGUGGAGUAGAUAGUGAAUCAGACUUUGAUAAUAGUGAAGGUAAGGAUGACAAUGAGAAUGAUUCAGACUUUGACAAUAGUGAUAGUGAUGAGAGUGAUGGAGUAGAUUUACAUGUUCCUGAUGAUUUGGAUUAUGGAUCUGAUGUUCAUGAAGAAUUUGUAGAGUGUAGGGAUGAACUGAGGAAGUAUAGGAGGAAAAGGAGUGAAAGGCCAAAAGAUAAUGGUGAUAUUAACCUAGGUGAUGCAGGAGUUGAUAUUGGUUUUGAUGAAUUAAGAACUGGUAGCAAGCAAGAUAGGUACACAGGCUUAGUAGGGACAGACGAGCCUUACUUUGGGUCUUCAGAUGCUGAAAGUUUUCCUUCAGAUGCUGAAGAUGAAUUUGAUGAAGAACAUAAGGAGAAAAUGGCUGCCAAGAGGAGGAAGAAAGCCCUGAUAUUUGAUCCAACUGUCAAGAACAUAACCUGGGAGUUGGGGCUGAUUUUUAAGAGUGUUGAACAAUUUAGGUUUGCUGUUAGUAAGUAUGCAAUUCAGAAAGGAGUUCAAAUUGAAAAGUAUAUUAAUGAACCUGGUAGGGUGAGGGUAAGAUGCAUGCAUCCAAAAUGUCCAUGGAUCUUGGCUGCAAGCAAAGAUGGCAGAUCCAACAAUUUUAAGGUAAAAAGGUAUUGUCCUGUCCACAAGUGUUACAAAACAAAUAAAAACAAGCUUUGCAACUCCAGAUACCUAGCAAAGCAUUACAGGGAUAAGAUUGUGUGUCAACCAAAUAUGAAAGUUUGGGAGCUAAAGAAACUCAUUAAGGAUGAACUGGACAUGUAUGUUGGUAGGUCUACUCUACAUAGAGCUAGAGCAAAAAUUCUGAAGGAGAUAAUAGGUGAUGUGCAUGCUGAGUUCAAGAGACUCUAUGAUUAUAGAGAUAUUCUGUUACAGACAAAUCCAGGUAGAACUUGUGUUGUGAAGGUAGAAGAUCAAGGUGAAGGCAAGCUUGUCUUCAAUUCAUUUUAUGUUUGCUUCUAUGCUAUGAAAAAAGGAUGGUCUGAAGGUUGCAGAAGGAUAAUUGGCCUUGAUGGUUGUUUUCUGAAAGGCAUCUGUAAGGAUCAACUUCUUGUAGCAGUUUCAAAGGAUGGAAAUAAUCAAAUGUUUCCUAUAGCUUGGGCCAUUGUAGAGGUUGAGAACAGUUUCACUUGGACAUGGUUUCUGAAGUGUGUGACUCAUGACUUAGAGCUUCAAGAUGGAAGGGAUCUUACUAUUAUGUCUGAUAUGCAAAAGGGAUUGCUUAAAGCUGUAUCAGAAGUGUUGCCUGAAAGUGAACAUAGGUGGUGUGCCAGACAUAUAUUAGCAAACUGGUCCAAAGAUUGGAGAGGAUUAGAGAGGAGAAACAACUUCUGGAGGUGUGCUAGAGCAUCAUGUGUGGCAGAACUGAAUUUUCACCUGGACAGUUUGAAUAUGCUUGGGAAUGGGAUAUGUGAGAGCCUCUUGAGGUAUAACAAGUAAACCUGGUGUAGAGCAUACUUCAACUGUGAUAGGAAAUGUGAUAUAAUUGACAACAAUAUGUGCGAGACAUUUAAUGCUUGGAUACUUGCUGCUCGGCACAAGACAAUUAUCACAAUGUUGGAGGAAAUAGAGUGAAGAUGAUGGAGAGAAUAGGAAAGUUGAGGGAGUUUCCUAUUGGCAGCCAUUUUCUCCUCUUGGCAGCCAUUUUCUCUUGGCAGUCUGGUGGAGGUAAGCCAAGAGUGGUCUCUCAUGGUGGUGAAAAGAGGUCCUCGGCAGAUAUUCUGGAAUGGUGUAAAAUGGAAUGGUAGACCAACCAUUACUAGAAGACAACUUGAAAGAACUGCUGCAACUCGUUCCAGAACUGGAGCAUCUCAAUCCAAUUUAAGUCAAGCAAGUUCAUCAGCCCAACCAUCCAAGAACAACCACUGAAUUCUGUUAUUGUCACUGUUAGUUUAUUUUGGAACUGCUGUAAUUUUCCUUUGGAACUGCUGUUAGGUUAAUUUGGAACUGCUAUUUAGGUUUGCUGUUAGUGCUGUUAUUUGUUAAGACAGCAUGCUGUUAUUUUGGUAUGCUGUAAAAUUGGGCAGCGUAUAUUUUUGUUAAGGCAGGCUGCUGCUAUUAGGCGACUGUAAUGAACACCUUUACUCUAUGAUGAAAUAUAUGAAAGUGUUGUUUGAUAAUUUCUGGGCAGAUGUGUCUUUAGUGUUGUAUGAAUGCUGUUAUUUUGGUAUGUCGUUAAGCAUUUGUGCUGUCAUUUUGGUAUGUUGUUAUUUCUGGAAAAUUUCAGCAUUUGAGCUGAAUAUCAGCCACUAUUUGACUGUGUUUCAGUGUUUUAUCAGUAACAAUUUGAGGUGUGUUUUAACUGCACUAUCAGCUCACACAGCAACAAAGUCAAACGAAACAACAUUAACAAUUUCCAAAAAAAAGCAUUCAACUCACACAACAACAAACUCAAACAAAACAACAUUAACAAUUGCCAAAAGAUUUCAUUCAUUUCUAACAAAGGGAUACAAAAUCUACCAAAAAACUUCAUUCAUUUUCUUACAUUAUAUAACAAUCUUUAGAACUACCUAACACAAUCAACUUCAACACAAUUGUAAUUAAAAUCAGCACACACAAUCUCCUCCAAUUUCUUUGGUUUCUAUUUUCCUUCAACAUUGCAUCAAAUGCCCUCUUCUUCUUCAGUAGCCCCAAAAUCACCACUUUCAAGUGCUCUGGAGUUGGGGGGUCAAACCACAUAAAGAAAUUACAUGCUGAUCGACUGUCCCUCUGAAAAAUUGAAGAGAAAAAAAUUAUUACAGACUAUAAAAUCGAUUAUAAAAGUACAAUUGAUAUUUACCUCAUAAAAUGGACAUCCGUAAAAUCGACGACCCGGAUUAUCAACACUCCAUGACUGUAUUACCACAGCUUCUUCACCACAAUAGCAAAAUUUUCUCAGAUUAUGCAUUUUCCCAAACCCUAGAAAUUUAACCCUUAUGUCAAGAAGAGAAGGAAGAAAUAGAAGAAGAUUGUAAUAUUGGCUUCGAGCUUCAAGAAGAGGAAUACAUUUUGGCUUCAAGAAGAUAAAAUUUUCCUCAAUUUAGAGCUUUCAAAGAGGAAGAAGAAGAUGAAAAUCGGGUCCUAGUAUAAAUAGAAAUGGGUUAAGGCCCUUUUAAUCUUUUAAAAAGGGUCCUUGGAAUGUGUUUUUGACCGUUUAUUAAAGAUAGAAGUUGUCUUGAAAUACUGUCCACGCGCUUGGUUCAGUUUGUAUUACACACGCUUAGACCUGGUCAAAGGAGGUGUGUACUAGGC